Molecule: messenger RNA, 1833 nt
Organism: Haliotis rubra (blacklip abalone)
Lineage: Eukaryota; Metazoa; Mollusca; Gastropoda; Lepetellida; Haliotidae
Product: protocadherin Fat 2-like
Exons: 10
Coding region: 1-1833 (610 amino acids)
Biological process (GO): homophilic cell-cell adhesion
Cellular component (GO): plasma membrane
Molecular function (GO): calcium ion binding
Source: RefSeq, a predicted model, not a curated record
AUGUUUAGGGUCUAUCUUGAGGGCGAUAAAGGUGUGUUUGAGGUGAUGGAUGUCUUUGCUGAGGCUGUCCGACUGCAGAUGGCAAUGGCUCGUCAGGCUGAGGUGGUCCAGGCAGUAGAACUGGACGUCAACUUGACCUUGACUUUACUGAUCGAGGAUGUGAAUGACGAGACCCCGGAUGUCGUCCUUGGGGAAAGCGUCCAUAUACCGGAGGAACUUCCGGUGGGCUUCAUCAUAGGUGGAGUGUUCACUGCCACGGACAGGGACGCCAACGAUAAUCUGACUUACAGUCUAGAAGGUGAUGACAGUAAAUAUCUAAGCGUCCUUCAUACGGGGCUGAUGAGAGUUGAACGCCGGAUCGACCGCGAUGGGCCGAACGGCCGGAAGAAGCUGGACAAACUGACCCUGGGUGUGGAGGAUGCAGCUCACCACAAAUCGACCUUCUCCCUGACAAUCAUCGUGACGGACAUCAACGACAACGUGCCGACCUGUGCGUCUGGUUUCUUCUCCAAGAUAAUCAACAGGACUACCAGUAGUGAUGCCUCCGUUAUAAAUAUCCCUUGCACGGAUGACGAUGAUGGAAGCAAUGGACAGUUUUCACUGCGGAUAGUUCCAAGGUCACAAAGCAAAGAUCAUCGGAAACGGUUCAGACUUAAAGCAUUCGACCUGUUUGCUGAUGUGGAUACUCUCCGGAGGGAAUCGUCCGGGAAGGAGAGCAGUGUGUACAUCCUCACCAUCCUGGCAGUAGACACGCCCAAACAAGGCCGAGCAAACACCGGUACAGCUGUUGUUGUCGUCAACUUCACACAUCUGAAUGAGUACACGCCACAGUGGAAGUCCCCCGUCCCCGACAUCAACCACAACUUCCCCAGUGUGGCGCUACCAGAAUCUACGUCCCCGGGGACGGUGGUCAACACCUUAGUGGCUGACGAUAAGGACCCGGAGACAGUGGUGACAUAUACGAUAGCCUCUGUAACAGAUGAUAACAGCAACAAUAUCACCGGACUCUUCACAAUCAACUCCAACUCGGGUGAGCUGACAUCUACAGGCAAGUUAGACUGUGAUCCACAGACGGGAGGGGCAGAAUAUUAUACCAUUCUUGUAAUGGCGACAGAUGGAAAGCACAAUAUCAGUGGAAACGUCAAAAUAAUUGUGAAAAAUACGAACGAUAACGUACCAGUGUUUAACAAAUCGGUACAGACGAUCAGUGUUAAAGCAGUCAAGAGUGUUGCAGUACCGUUCGUGGACUUUGAUGUUUACGACCAAGAUAAGUCAUCAGAUGUUACUUUAGAUUUAGAAAAGGGUGACCGUCAGUACUUCCAGUUAUCGAAGGAGUCAGCAAAGUGGCAGCUGAAGUUUCAACCAGGAAUAGACCCUCAGAAAAACCCCGACAUUCCGCCGGUAAUCAGGGUGACGGCGAACGACAACGGCGAUCCUCCCCUCACCAGUGAAGCUACAGUAGUACUUACAGACCUCCCAUGUCACGUGACCACACCCUCCCCGUCAUCAGCAGUUCCUCCGUUACGAAGAAGACGAUGUUCCUGGCCAUCAACACUGCCGAUGACGUCCACACCGCAGAUGGUUGCCGGGAAAACAGACAGCAGCAGCAGUUUGUUUGGAUCACCAGUUUGCCAGCCCUCCAGUGCCUCCCAAGAGGACUCGAAAACUGGACUCUACCUGAAGAUUGCCUGUGCUGCAGAAGGUGUCAUCAUCGUCAUGGCAACUCUUUUCAUUAUGGCCAAGAAGUGUGGCUGGUACGUGGAACACUCCUCCCUCCACCCUCAUCAGUACAUUAUUCUGUUUAAAUCUAGAGUCAAAGGUAGCAGGCUCUGA